Molecule: messenger RNA, 2139 nt
Organism: Rotaria socialis
Lineage: Eukaryota; Metazoa; Rotifera; Eurotatoria; Philodinida; Philodinidae
Source: the annotation of a GenBank genome assembly
AUGAAUUCCUUUGUGACGCCAACGAAUUUAUGCUCACAAUGUACUUCAUUUUUUGUUCAAUCUAUACGUUAUUUACCACAAAGUUUACAAGCCAUAACCGAUGAAGCUUUGAAAAAAUUCUCAACACAUUUAAAUACGAAACCAGUGCGAAAUACGAGACGAGAAAUUGAUAGGAAAGUAGCUACAACUGUUAAGCAAGCGUUUAAUAUAAAUAUUGAAUCAUUAUUUAAUAGAUUAUCAAAAGAAGAGCUUCAAAAAUUAUCAUUAGUACCAAUCUCAUCAACAUCUUGUCUUUCUUGUCAAAUUGGUAUUACUCAACAUAUUAAACAUACAGAUUUAUUAAAAAUAAAAAAUAUUGUAUUCAAUCAAGUGCGUGGCUUUAAAACUAAGCAUUCAGCUUCAAAUGGUAUUGGCAAAAAUGUAGACCCAAGUACAAUGAACUCAACCCGUGUAUUAAAUUCUUUUGAUGAACAUCAAUCCUCAUCAGCAACGAUGACAAAUCGAGUUACACUCGGUAAUUUUUCAUCGCAAUAUACUAGUGGUACAACUAAUAUGAACGAAACAGAAAAAGCUGCACUUGCUUUUGCGAAAGGUUAUAUCGCAGGUGCUGGGGAUCCUAAACCAAAAAAUCGUGCAUCAUUAUUCAAAGGUAUACGAAUAGUGAUAUUUUACAGUAUUUUGUUAAUACUUACAUUAAAUAUUAUUUCUGCAAUCAGUGGUACCGAUGGCGGUGGAAUAACGACUGCUUUUUCCUCAGCUAGUAAACAUGAAGUUCAUCCAGAAGAUGUUAAAGUUAAUUUCUCCGAUGUUCGCGGCGCUGAAGAAGCAAAAGAUGAACUAAUGGAUAUCGUAUCAUUUCUAAAAGAUUCUGAAAAAUACACAAAAUUAGGUGCUCGAUUACCUAAAGGUGUACUUCUUGUUGGUGCGCCCGGCAUCGGCAAGACACUUUUGGCUCGAGCUGUUGCUGGUGAAGCUGGUGUUCCAUUUUUUCAUACAUCCGGAUCAGAAUUCGAUGAAAUGUUUGUCGGUUCAGGAGCUCGCCGUGUACGUCAAUUGUUCACUGCCGCUAAAGCUCGUGUACCAUGUGUAAUUUUUAUUGAUGAAAUUGAUUCUGUCGGUGCAAAACGAUCAAGUUCGCAAAUGCAUCCAUAUGCAAAUCAAACUAUCAAUCAACUUCUUGCAGAAAUGGAUGGAUUUGAUAAAAACGAAGGCAUUAUUAUAUUAGCAGCAACAAAUCGUCGUGAUUAUUUAGAUUCAGCUCUUUUACGACCUGGCCGUUUCGAUUGUGAAAUUCAUAUAGCACCACCUGAUGUUCGCGGUCGAAAAGAAAUUUUUGAACUUUAUCUUAGUAAAACAAUACAUGAUAAAACAAUUGAUACAGAAUAUUUAGCAAAAGGAACAACAGGUUUUACUGGUGCUGAUAUUGAAAAUAUGGUUAAUCAAGCUGCUCUCUAUGCUGCUCAAUCUAAUGCAACAUUGGUGGAUAUGAAACAUUUAGAAUGGGCACGUGAUAAAGUUCUUAUGGGGCCAGCAAAAAAAUUUAAGAUACCUGAUUCGGAAACAAACAAUAUUACAGCUUAUCAUGAAGCUGGCCAUACUAUUGUGCGAUAUUUUACGAAAGAUGCUGACCCAUUGCAUAAGGUAACGAUUGUUCCUCGCGGUCAAGCACUUGGUUUUACUGCACACAUACCAGCAAAAGAAGUAUACGGUCGAACAAAAUCACAAUUAUUAGCUGAAAUGGAUGUCAUGAUGGCAGGACGUGUUGCUGAAGAACAAAUAUUUGGUAUUGAGAAAGUAACUACUGGUGCAGCAAGUGACUUCAGUCAAGCAACUAAACUUGCAACAAAUAUGGUAAAACAAUUUGGUAUGUCGGAUAAAGUUGGCACAAGAACAUUUCAAGACGAUGAACAAGAUGGUGGUGUAGGAUUUGUUCGUGUUAAUAAUAUAAGUCCAGCCAUGCAAGAAACAAUCGAUUUAGAAAUAAAACAAUUGAUGCAUGAAUCUUAUGAACGCGCUAAAAUUUUACUUAAACAACACGCACGUGAACUUAAAAUACUUGCCGAAGCUCUUCUUCACUUCGAAACAUUAUCAGCUGCCGAUGUCAAGGCUUUAGUUGAAGGUCAAACAAUAAAUCCGUGA